Psylliodes chrysocephalus is the source of this 2707-nucleotide messenger RNA. The record is from the annotation of a GenBank genome assembly. NCBI's taxonomy places the organism in Eukaryota, Metazoa, Arthropoda, Insecta, Coleoptera, Chrysomelidae.
AGCAGGCAAGCGGAGUGUAACUGCUUGACACGUAGAACUAAAAUACAAUACUAGAGAAAUAGAUAUUUAAUAUAUAUUUUUGUACCAGUGAACUCGUUUUUAAAUACUUAAACGUCGUUUUUAUGCUAUCGAAGGUAUAGUGCUUAGAAAAUCAGCGACAAUCACAUUCGGUUGUUUCCGAAAAACUGUGUUUUUGUUUUCCCUUUGGUGCGAAAAUGCCGGCAUCAAAUCUUUUCGCCGAUAUGGAUCGAGGCAGUGGAAUUGGAGACGAGCGUGCUUUGCAGCUAGCUCUAGAGCUCUCUAUGCUCGGUUUCGAGCCCUUAAAUUCUGUCUCAGAACCCGAAAGUCCUGGUGAUAUGAAUUCGUUCGUCAACCCCCUCGCUAACGUGGGGUUGGAGGAAGUCAGAUCAAAGAAGUCGCAGAAUAUGACCGAAUGUGUUCCUGUACCCAGUUCGGAGCAUGUGGCUGAAAUCGUAGGCAGACAAGGUUGCAAAAUCAAAGCCCUCCGUGCCAAGACGAACACCUACAUCAAAACACCAGUCAGAGGCGAAGAGCCGGUCUUCGUGGUAACGGGUCGCAAAGAAGACGUCGCCAAAGCCAAAAGAGAAAUCCUAUCCGCAGCGGAACAUUUCUCGCAAAUCAGAGCUUCCCGCAAAAACAAUUUGGCAGGACUAGGAUCGGGAGCCAGCACCCCUCCAGGACCUCCAGCUAAUAUCCCAGGACACGUUACCAUCCAAGUCAGGGUACCUUAUCGCGUCGUAGGUUUGGUUGUAGGACCCAAAGGUGCCACAAUCAAGCGAAUCCAGCAUCAGACUCAUACGUAUAUUGUCACGCCUAGUCGCGAUAAGGAACCAGUGUUCGAAGUUACCGGGCUACCAGAAAGCGUUGAAUCUGCUAGAAGAGAAAUCGAAGCUCACAUCGCUAUGCGUACCGGUAAUGGCACCGCUAUAAACGGAUUACCAGGAUUGAACGGUUUAGAUGAGAAUGAUUUGAUCGCUUCGUUGUAUAAAUCCGGAUUAAGCUCCAUUUUAAACUACAUGGAACCAACGACUGAUACAUUUCCGACGAUGACUUCAUCGACAGGCAGUAGCGGAGCUUUUUCUAGUUCAGGUUCCUGCUCCAGCAGUUCCUCCAGCAGCGGCGGUAGAGACUUAGGAGCUAUUUGGAGCUCAAAUGAUAGAGACGAAGGUUUAGGCGAUUCUCCAAGCUUCGAUACAUCAACAGCGUUGUCUAGUAUCUGGUCGUAUCCAACAGUAUCAGCACCUUCUAGACCAUCGCCUGCUAACAGUACCAGCCCAGCGGAUUCUUUGCUCAGCUCAGCUACCAAAUGCUUGGUGUGCACCGAGUCCAAAGUGACGCACGCGUUGGUGCCCUGCGGUCACAAUUUCUUCUGCAUGGAUUGCGCUACUAGAGUAUGCGAAGGUAGCGAGACACAAUGUCCCGUUUGCUCACUACCGGCCAUACAAGCGAUUCGCAUCUAUUCGCCCAAUCCUUAAGUGCCCCGAUCUCGCUCGAAUCAUUUUCGCAUUCCCUGGGUUUCGGCCCCGUGUUCAACUUCGGCCCCUGUUCCGCUUUUAACCACAUCCUCGAACACACAUACAACGAAUGCUAAAUUUUUAUAUAUUUUUUGAGUGUCUGAUGUUUUUAGUUUUUAAUUUCGGAAUCACUUUUUUAUUUCGAUUAUUAUUUAGGUAAUUUUUGUUAAAUUUAGGGCUUGUGUGGUUAACGGCGCGAAUGGGCUGAAGCGUAGUCAUCUUUUAAUGCCAGUUCAAUAGUUUCUUUUAUUAUUAUAUAUCACGGUUUUUUUUUUUUUGAUAGUAUUAGAGUUAUAUUGGUUUAUUUUAUAUUUUUACAGAUUGUAUUCUAAAUAUUUUUCCGUCGUUUUAAGAGUAAAAGUAUAAAAAAGACAUGACGCUACACGACGUAAUUAGAGUUUUUAUAAUACCGUAUAAGUGUUUCGUUAUUUUUUUAAAUAUAUUUUUUUAAGUUUCGCCAUGUGAAAUGUCACAUUAUUAAAGUCUGAAAAACAGCAAUUCUCAAAAUAUUGUUUAAGGAAUAAAACUGAAAAAAAUUAAAAUAUUAUAUGGAUAAAAACAUAGCAAAAAAAUAUAAAAAAUAUAUAUUGAUAACUGAAGUGAGAAUUAGAUUGGUAGAUUUUUGAAAGAGGUUGGUUGUGUGCGGUGAGAGUAAUGCAAUUUGAGCAAAUAGUGGAUGCAGGUGCCACAAUUUCAAUUCCUCCAACUUCAACGCAACUUAGUCCGCAAAAUAUUUAUAACUACUUAUCUCGACGACAAUAUUGUUUCUGGCGAUUCUGCACUAUCACAGUCAGAAUUCAUAAUUAUCCUCAUCCUUAUCGACUAAUAAGAUUUUUAUAUUUUCUAUCACAUUUUUCAUAUUUGCCAGAUUUUGUAUUUCCAGUCACCUUUUUGCUGAUUUGAAGAAACUUUUCGUUUCUAAAUGGCAAAAAUUAUCGAACCAUCUCUGUGAGAUGAUAAUAUUUAUACAAUUAAUUUUCUUUUAGACAAAAUCAAAUAAUAUUCCCUUAAAUAUUUCAAAAGUAUAGAUAAUUCCAAUUAUUUAAUUUUUUUAUUAGGACUUUUCAUAAGACUGAACCAGAAUGUUCACUACGGUAAUUCAUUUCCGCAGUUUUUUGUUUUUUUGGUGCUCAAGCAAAAUAUUAAUCAACAUAUAUAAAAAAAAAUCUCAC